GAGCGGCUGCGUCCGCGCGGGCGCGGGCGCUCCCGCGGCGCAGGGGCGCCCCCCGCCCUCGCAGCUGGAGGACGUCGUCGCCAACGCGCGGGGCCUGCUCUUCGCGGUGUACCCAAAAGGCCCGAGGGCCGCCUGGCGCAACGUCCUGGCCGGCUUCGCGGUGUCGCUGGCCAUGAUCCCCGAGUCCGUGGCCUUCGCCUUCGUGGCAGGCGUCACGCCCAUCUCGGGGAGUCGCCGUGGUGGUCGGCUUCUUCGCCGCCGCCUUCGGCGGCAAGGCCGGGAUUGCGUCGGGGGCCGCGGGCUCGACGGCCGUCGUCAUGGUCGCGUUGGUGGCGAAGUACGGAACGUCGUACUUAAGCGCCGCCGUCGUGCUUGCGGGCGUGCUGCAGAUGACGGCCGGGGCGCUCGGCUGGGGGAAGUUCAUCAAGCUGGUGCCACACCCGGUCAUGCUCGGCUUCGUGAACGGGCUGGCGAUCGUCAUCUUCAUGGCCCAGCUGAGCCACUUCCGGGAUCCCCUCACGGGCCUCUGGCUCGGAGGCCCGCAGGGUGCCACCAUGCUGGGGCUGACGGCCCUGUCGAUGGCGCUGGUCAAGCUGCUGCCGCGGCUGACGACGGCUGUGCCCUCCUCGCUCCUGACGGUGGGGAUCGUCACGGCCGUGGCCAAGGUGUUCAGCCUGCCUGCGAAAACCCUCACAGACAUCGCCGGCGCGGAGACAUUCCGGGGAGGCCUCGCGAUCCUGCCCAAGCUGGCCAUACCGGCGGUGCCCUGGGCCUCCGCUCCACUGCAGACGCUGGGCAUCCUGCUGCCCUACGCCGCCACGAUGGCAUCGGUGGGGCUCGUCGAGUCCCUGCUGACGCUGCAGCUUGUCGACGGGCUGGUGGACGACGGGAAGCGGGGGGACACGGCGAAGGAGUGCGUCGGCCAGGGCCUCGGGAACUUCUUCAGCGGCCUGCUCGGCGGCAUGGGCGGCUGCGCGAUGAUCGGGCAGACGCAGGUGAACGUGCAGGCCGGGGCCACGUCCAGGCUGGCGGGCAUCUCGAUGUCGGCCUUCCUCGCCGCCGGCAUCGUCUGCGCGGCGCCCCUGCUCGGGCAGGUGCCGAUCGCCGCGCUGGUAGGCAUCAUGUUCAUCGUCUGCGAGUCCACCUUCGAGUGGUCCAGUUUCCGCCUGAUGCGCAGGAUCCCGCGGGCCGACGCGGCGGUCAUCGUGGCCGUCUCCCUGGUGACCGUCGUGAAGGACCUGGCGGUUGCCGUAGUCGCCGGCACGGUGCUGUCCGCGCUGGUCUUCGCCUGGAACCAGAGCACCUCAAUCACGGCGAGCGUGUCCACGGCGCAGCGCGGGGCGGAAACAGGCUGGAAGACGUACAUGCUCCGCGGUCCCCUGUUCUUCGGGUCAGCUCAGGCGUUCAACGACAUAUUCGAAGUCGCGGACGACCCGGAGGACAUCGUCAUCGAUUUCGCUGGCUCGCGCGCGAUGGACCACUCCGCCCUGGAGGCGAUCAACGGCCUCGCGGAGCGGUACGGCGAGGCGGGGAAGCGGGUGCACCUGCGCCACCUGUCCUCGGACUGCGCCGAGCUCCUGGAGCGGCUGAACGGCAGGAGAAGGCCGUACGAGAUCAUCGAGAGGCAGCCCUCCGAGGACCCCGUCUACGAGGUGGCGGAGGGCGGCGCCCUGUACACGGACGUGCCCGUCCCCUCAGUCAAGGACCUCCUCCUCGGGGACGCCGGCCCCCCUCGAGAGCCGGAGGACGACGAGGAGGACCCGUGACGCACCGUGGCGGCCCCCUCGGGGGGCCCUCGGGCGCGGCUUCGCCUGCCCUCCGCGCCCUCUUCGCGCGCGGGCCGCGCGCGCCGGCUUCUCGGGCGCGGGCCUUCGGCGAGGACGGCCGAGCCUCGACGAGGCCGCGGCGCCGCGCUGCCCUCUCGGCGCGAGGCCGCGGCGAGGCCCCCGGCGGGCAGCGGCACCGCGCCGGCCUCGGCGGUGCCCCGGCGAGGGCCGCGCACACCCCGGAGGCGUCUGCUUCCCCCACUCGCCUCUU
This is a messenger RNA of Prorocentrum cordatum, 2037 nucleotides long. NCBI's taxonomy places the organism in Eukaryota, Dinophyceae, Prorocentrales, Prorocentraceae. The record is from the annotation of a GenBank genome assembly.